AUGCCGGCGGCGAGUCGAAAUAGCAUCGGCGGCGGCAGGGGAUUCGGCAUAAACGACGACGUGGACAUCCUGACGGAGGUGCUGAAGCGGCUGGACGGGAGGUCAGUGUGCGUGGCGGCGUGCGUGUGCCGGCAGUGGAGCAGCAUUGCCCGCAAGGACUCCGUGUGGGAGGAGCUCUGCUUCCGCCACGUGUCCCCCGGGGUCCGGCCGGUGGUGGUGGCGCUCGGGGGAUACAAGCGCCUCUAUAUGGUGUGCGUGCGGCCCCUGCUCAAACGCAUGACCCUGGCCCGGCCGGAUGAGGUGCAGCUCUCCCUUUCGCUCUUCUGCGUCCAUUACUACGAGACCCUCGCCGGGAGUGGGCCACCAUCGUCGCUCAUGUUUCUCUGCAACCCGGUUAACGUUUGA
This is a messenger RNA of Linum tenue, 405 nucleotides long. The record is from the annotation of a GenBank genome assembly. Lineage: Eukaryota; Viridiplantae; Streptophyta; Magnoliopsida; Malpighiales; Linaceae.